Saccostrea cuccullata (small rock oyster) is the source of this 621-nucleotide messenger RNA. RefSeq lists its product as uncharacterized. The record is from RefSeq and is a predicted model, not a curated record. The transcript has 2 exons. Lineage: Eukaryota; Metazoa; Mollusca; Bivalvia; Ostreida; Ostreidae. The coding region runs from base 1 to 621 and encodes 206 amino acids.
AUGCCUAAAACGGACAAAUCCGAUAGAAAGCGUCGACUAUCUUCUGAUGGGAAUACCCCAAAACCAUCAACAAAGACUGUGAAAAUGGCGGACACUAAUUUAGAGGAUAUGGUGGAUAAAAUUACUGUUAUUGCGGAGGCUGUCCAAAAACUGCAAUGUCGUAGUAUGCGUGACAACCUUUUGUUUUUUGGCCUGGCAGAAUAUAAGGGUAACAGAAAAGAGGAUUGUGUGCGUCUCAUAGACGAUUUUUGUGAUGACCUACUUCGGCUCCGUAAUGUUAAGCAGGACAUUGAAAGGGCUCAUCGGAUAGGAAGAAGGAGGAAUGGAGAGUGCAGACCAGUGGUAGUGAAAUUUUCGUCGUUUAGAGCGAGAGAGAAAGUCCGCGCCAAUGCUGGAAAGCUAGUGGACACAAGAUAUGCAAUUCAGGAACAAUUCCCAAGAGUAAUACAGGAACAAAGAAAACAACUUUACCCAAUUCUUAAAGAAGCAAGGAAUAGAGGUAAAAAGGCAACAUUGGUUGUUAACAGACUGUAUAUUGAUGGUGAGGAGUACACAGGACCGGAAACACUGGAAGCUAUGGAGACAACCAAUAGGGAGAAUCAUGAUGAGACUGUAGGGUAG